This is a messenger RNA of Paraphaeosphaeria sporulosa, 586 nucleotides long. RefSeq lists its product as uncharacterized. The record is from RefSeq and is a predicted model, not a curated record. The coding region runs from base 81 to 515 and encodes 144 amino acids. Lineage: Eukaryota; Fungi; Ascomycota; Dothideomycetes; Pleosporales; Didymosphaeriaceae. The transcript has 2 exons.
ACCUACCCCAACAUAGACAACAUACUGCUCUGGAUUUCCCCAAGAUCUGUACUGGCAGAUAUCCUCUCAAUCUACAAACAAUGUCUCUCCCCACCCAAUUCCUCCGCGCAAAUGUCAGAACUGCCUCGCGCGCAUCGCUGCGACGGGGCUACGCGACCGGCCACGACGAGCGCACACAGCAGACGCUAAAGACGUCGUCGCGACUAACUUGGCUCACCACCUCCGCCGCCGCCCUCGCUGCCGGCGCAUACUACUACACCAGCACCUCAUCCGACGCCUCCUCCUCCUCCCCCGCCCAGAAGAUUUCCGAGAAGAUCGACCACGCAAAGCACUCCGACCUCGAAGCGCCGAAGCCCGUGGAAGACAGGCAUGGUGAUACAGUGGCUAAGCACGCGAUGGCAGCGCAUAAGAACCAGCAUAAAGUGCGCGAGGGCGUGUUCAGCAGGAAGGAGUUUGACAAUCACCUGCAGAAGCAUUCGACGGAUCCAAGUAAGGAUUUUGAGGUGAAGAAGUAGGGAAGGUUAGGGAGAGGAGGGAAGAGGGAGGCGGUGAGGAAAGGUUGUAGGAGAGAUGUACGAUACCCUGG